Molecule: messenger RNA, 822 nt
Organism: Theileria annulata
Lineage: Eukaryota; Apicomplexa; Aconoidasida; Piroplasmida; Theileriidae
Product: prohibitin, putative
Exons: 1
Coding region: 1-822 (273 amino acids)
Biological process (GO): mitochondrion organization
Cellular component (GO): membrane; mitochondrion
Source: RefSeq, a predicted model, not a curated record
AUGUCCCAGUUUAUGGGCCGUGUGAGUAAAUUGGCAGGUUUAGGCGCCGCCUCAGUAGUUGUUCCAUACUUGUGUUUAUUUGACGUUGAUGGAGGAGAGCGUGCGGUGAUGUUCAACCGCUUCGCUGGUGGAGUCAGUAAGAAAACGUUUGGAGAAGGCUCACAUUUCUACCUUCCAUGGUUCCAAGUACCAUAUUUAUACGAUAUUAGGGCGAAACCUAAAGUAAUUAACACAACAACUGGAACCCAAGAUUUGCAAAUGGUUAGCAUUAGCCUGAGGCUGCUGUACAGGCCCUUGGCUGAGCAUCUGCCUCGAAUUCACCAGAAACUCGGCCCUGACUUUGAUGAACGCGUUUUACCCUCAAUUGGAAAUGAAGUUUUAAAGGCAGUAGUUGCUAAAUAUAACGCAGAAUCGCUUUUGACACAGAGAGAUAAAGUUUCUAAGGAUAUCAGGGAAGCCAUUACAGCUCGUGCAAUGCAGUUUGAUAUUAAACUUGACGAUGUUGCAAUUACCCAUUUGAGUUAUGGUAAGGAUUUUUCAAAGGCAAUUGAGGAGAAACAAGUGGCUCAGCAGGAAUCGGAGCGUGUUAAGUUCAUAGUUGCCAAGUCUGAGCAGGAGAAAAUCGCUGCAAUAAUUAGGGCAGAGGGCGAGGCUGAGGCUGCAAAUCUCAUCUCAAAAGCUGUCCAAACUCAUGGCUCUGGAAUGCUCGAGGUUCGGAAGUUGGAGGCAGCUAAGGAAAUCGCAGAAACGCUCUCCAACUCCAAAAACGUAGUAUAUGUUCCUAAUAACCUCAAUAUGCUCAUUAAUCCCACUAAUCUCUAA